AUGCCGAGAAGAUCCAGCCCAGCCGUGGUGGUGGCUGUACCGACGCCCGCCAUAGUCUCAGCGAGAGACAUGGAAACGGAGGAGAGGGAUGAUUUCGAAGAGGCCGAGGUAGAUGACGACGUAACGGUCGAGCUGAUCAAGUCGGUCAAAGCCGAGAUGGGAAGAGUUGAGGGUGGAAAGGUGGACGCGGAGACGGACAGCAGCUCCGAGGCCGCAGAGUGCGUCGAUGAGAUGGGCGCUUGCGAGUCGAUGAGCGUCUGGAAGGACGAUGCAAACGCUAGCAGUGUCGGUGGCUCGGGCGAGAAGCGGAGAGAUGUGCCCUUAUACCCAUUCGGUAGAGAACCAUACGAUGACAGGUUGGAGGAUGGACGAAACCAGUCGGAGUGA
This is a messenger RNA of Pseudozyma hubeiensis SY62, 387 nucleotides long. Its product is annotated as tRNA-splicing endonuclease. The transcript has a single exon. Bases 1 to 387 code for a protein of 128 amino acids. Lineage: Eukaryota; Fungi; Basidiomycota; Ustilaginomycetes; Ustilaginales; Ustilaginaceae. The record is from RefSeq and is a predicted model, not a curated record.